AACAGCCCCUUUCCUACCUAUCUUCACAUUCGUUCCUUCGGUAUCGGUCUGCGACUGUAUACCUUCCAUUCGUUUCUUGCAAACAUGCGUUCCUUCUAUCAACUUGUGACUUUCGCCUUCCUCCAGAUCUUAUUGUGGUCCAGCAACGGAGCAGAGGCCGUCAAUUUGAAAACCCGCAAAAAGCCAACGAACGCCAGAGUUGGCGUAGAGCUCGAUCGAGAUCUCUUCAACGCCGGUCCUGAGACUUAUGUCGCUGGCGCACCAACUGUCAGGGCAAAGGCGGACGCGAACCGCAUCAUCUUCAUGGCCCACUGGCGGGUCAGCGGCCCGCUCUCAGAUGGACAGCUCGUACAGAUUGCCAUGGACGGCUACCUCGACAUGCUCGAAAACGUAGAGCAGUACGGUAGCGCAGUCGGCGCUAAAGCUAUCCCCGGCGUGAUUACGGUCUUCCACUGGGACCAAGAAAUCAUCGUCGCCAGCUCGCAGAGUAAAGGUCUUCCGCUCACGUACACACGCAACAACCAUAUCCUUCCGCUCAUCAUGGAGUGUAUCCAGCCAGCUACCGCAAAGUCCAACGAGGCCAAGUGCGGAGAGAUGAGCGCCGCCCAGCUAUUCGUGCACCUGUACCCAAAUACUCAGAUCAAUACGAAAAAUAUUGUGACUGUUACGGUUGAAGGCAACAAGGAGGACAUCAAGGGCACUACAAUGGCUUGGCUCACCCAGAAUGGGAUCAAGGAACCAUGCAAUCCGGCCCACGGUGGUGGCUGCGCCGCAAUUGUCGGUCCUGGCAAGGUCCUUCGCAGGGAGGUACCGGUAGGCACAGCGCCGGCUCCCUACUCCAAGAAUGGCUGGACUCAGAGCGAUACUCAACAAAUAUCCUUCAUUCUACCUGAUGAUCAAGUAGUCCAUGCCUAGGUAUUUUGAAGGUCAAAUAAUCUUAGUAUUGUGAACCGUGUACAUUCAGUAGCAUGUACCGUUAGAGUUAUAUAGAUGGGAUACGGGUUCUGGAG
This is a messenger RNA of Paraphaeosphaeria sporulosa, 1010 nucleotides long. RefSeq lists its product as uncharacterized. The record is from RefSeq and is a predicted model, not a curated record. NCBI's taxonomy places the organism in Eukaryota, Fungi, Ascomycota, Dothideomycetes, Pleosporales, Didymosphaeriaceae. Bases 85 to 915 code for a protein of 276 amino acids. The transcript has 2 exons.